This is a messenger RNA of Camarhynchus parvulus, 2901 nucleotides long. It is a transcript of the gene PIK3R5, whose product is annotated as phosphoinositide-3-kinase regulatory subunit 5. Gene Ontology annotation, biological process: G protein-coupled receptor signaling pathway; positive regulation of MAP kinase activity. Gene Ontology annotation, molecular function: 1-phosphatidylinositol-3-kinase regulator activity. Gene Ontology annotation, cellular component: phosphatidylinositol 3-kinase complex, class IB. The record is from RefSeq and is a predicted model, not a curated record. Lineage: Eukaryota; Metazoa; Chordata; Aves; Passeriformes; Thraupidae.
CGGCGAGAGCCCGGCGGGGCCGGCCGAGGAUGGGCACGGAGCCCCGGCGGCAGCCGCCCCGCAGGAGAUGAGUUAAAAUGCAGCACACCACGUGCACGGAGGACAGGAUCCACCACGCGCUGGAGCGGUGCCUUCACGGGCUGGGCAGGGACGCUGCAAGCAGCAGAUGGGCUGCCGGGCUGUGCCUGAACUGCUGGAGCCUGCAGGAGCUGGUGAGCCGGGACGCCGGUAACUACCUCAUCCUGGUGGAGAAGAUCCUGGCCAAGACCAAGGAGGUGCAGGAGAGGUGUGACUACGACCUGGUGACGCCCCUGGCCCUGCUCUUCUACUCGGCCGUGCUCUGUGCUCCUCACCUCCCCCCCGGCUCUGAGCUGCUGCUGAAAGCGGCCAGUGUCUACCACGGCUUCCUGACCUGGCCCGUGCCCUACUGCGACACCUCCCGGGAGCUGCUCACCUUCAUCAGCAACGAACUCAAGGCGCCAGGAAUCACCUUCCAGAGGCUGGUGAGGACGGAGCAGGGGCUGCCUGUGAGGAACUACCAGAGCUCCACGGUGACGGUGCUGCUGCUGAACCGCUCGGAGGUGCAGAGCGAGUUCCUGUCCAUUGCCCGCAGGCUGAGCUCCAGCGAGCCCGCCCAGCACUCCACGCUGCUGCUGCUGCUCCAGCACCUCUACCAGGCCACCUUCGGCACCUGCUGCGACCUGGACGGGCUGGGCCAGCUGCUCAAGUCCAAGCCCCUGGAGGAGCUCUCGGAGCUCUACGCCAGCGCUGCCGAUGCUCAGGAGGCGGCGGCCGCCAGCCCCGACCCCGCGCUGGCCCGGGAGCGGCUCCAGGCCGUGCUGCGCGACAUCGCCGGGGCCGCCUCCUUCCCGGCCAUCGCAGGCGAGGCCCAGCCCCGCAAGCUGCACCCCUUCCCCAUCCCUCCCGCCCGCUGCUACACCUACAGCUGGGACCAGGACAACUUCGACAUCCUCAACGAUGUCCUCAGCAAGGAGUGCAGCAUUGCCGUGCCCCUGGCCUCGGAGAACGAGGAGGAGGAUGAGGAGGAUGAGGAGGAGGAGGAGGAGGAUGUGGAGACGGACGGCGGCUCCCCGGGGCAGGACUCGCUGCUGGCCCCGCUCUGCGCCCUCCCCGGUGACUCCGUGUACUCCGUGCUGGCCGAGGAGGGCUCCAAGCCCCCGCGGGUGUCCCUGUUCGCCUCCCCCAAGGAGUCCAUCUCGGAGCUGACCAUGGUGUCCAGGAAGUCCCUGAAGUCCUUCGUGUCCAGCCUGAAGGACUGCAUGGACAGUGGCUACGCCGAGGACAGCGACGAGAGCUCCCUGGACGCGGCGGGCCGGCCCGAGCUGCCCAAGCAGCGGCAGUCGCUGACCAACCGGCUCUACAGACUGCUCAAGAGCAAGGGCCAGCAGCUGGUGCAGCGCCGGGACUGCCCGGGGCCGUGCCCGGGGCCGUGCUCGCUCCCGCUGCGCCGCGCCGAAGCCUGUGCGCGCCCGGCGCAGCAGCAGCGUCCCCAGCGCUCCCGCCCAGCGCUCUCGCUGCCGCCAGCACGGCCCGGCCCGGCCCGGCCCCGCCCCCUCGGCCCCCGGGCCCUGGGGCUGCCCCGCCGCCCCUUCCUCAGCUGCGACGAGGAGGAGGCCAAGGCGGGCACGCUGCGCGUGGUGGUGUUCGGCUCGGACCGCAUCUCGGGCAAGGUGGCCCGCGCCUACAGCCGCCUCAGGCUCCAGGAGAGCUCCUGCCCCUCCCUGACACGGUACUUCAGGCUGCAGUUCUUCUACGUGCCCGUCAAGAGGAGCUGCGUGGCUCCAUCGACCCCGCAGAUGCAUCCACCCCUCGGCGUCCCCGGGGGAGCCCCCGCCCGGGCACAGGUGGGUGCAGACCCCUCCCCGGCUGGGACAGAGAGCAGCACCAACGACAUCUCCCACUACCUCGGCCUGCUGGACCCCUGGUACGAGCGCAACGUGCUGGGGCUGAUGAGCCUGCCCAUGGGCGUCCUGUGCCAGUGUGCCAAGCCCGAGGCUGAGCCCCAGGAGGAGGCCCAGGAGCAGCUGCCCAUCCUGGCAGACAUGAUCCUCUACUACUGCCGCUUCGCCUCGCGCCCCGUGCUGCUGCAGCUCUACCAGACCGAGCUCACCUUCAUCGGGGGGGAGAAGAGGACCGAGGUCUUCAUCCACUCCCUGGAGCUGGGGCACUCAGCAGCCACCAGGGCCAUCAAAGCCUCAGGUCCAGGCAGCAAGAGGCUGGGAAUAGAUGGAGACAGGGAAGCAAUCCCACUGACACUACAGAUUGCAUACAGCAAGACAGCUGCCAGUGGCAGGAGUCACUGGAGUGAUGCGGAGAAGGUCUGCACAUCUGUCAACCUCAGCAAGGCCUGCAGGAGGCACGAGGAGCUCGCCUCGAAGACAGAAUGUCUCAACCUAACCAUGACCGAGGUGGUCAAGAGGCAGAACUCCAAAUCCAAGAAAAGUUUCAAUCAGAUCAGCGUGUCCCAGAUCAAAGUGGACAAGGCCCAGAUCAUCGGGGUCCAGUCCUCCUUCGCCGUGUGCCUGGACCAGGACGAGCAGAAGAUCCUGCAGAGCGUCACCAGGUGUGAGAUCUCCGUGUGCUACAAGCCCAGGGACUGUGACCCCCUGGCACCGAGGGGGUCCCCUGUGGCUCCCCAGGACCCCUCCGAGUUCCAGUCCCUGCUGUGUUUGCCCAUUGCCACCUUCAGCGGGGCACUGCCCUAGAGGAGCCGUGUCCCUGCAGAGCAGACUCCAUCCCGCACGUGUCCAGGCUCAGGAGAAGGAAGAGGACGCCCAGCCCAGCUUGUCCCCGAGCUCCUGCAGAGUCACCGUGCUGUCUCUGUGGGGGCUGAGCUGCUGCUCCAGGCUCAGCCCCUGCUCGGGAAACGGGAUCAGUCCU